Messenger RNA from Tupaia belangeri chinensis (Chinese tree shrew), 1666 nucleotides. It is a transcript of the gene LIN28A, whose product is annotated as lin-28 RNA binding posttranscriptional regulator A. Gene Ontology annotation, biological process: pre-miRNA processing. Lineage: Eukaryota; Metazoa; Chordata; Mammalia; Scandentia; Tupaiidae. Gene Ontology annotation, cellular component: cytoplasm; nucleus. Gene Ontology annotation, molecular function: zinc ion binding; mRNA binding. The record is from RefSeq and is a predicted model, not a curated record.
AUGGGCUCCGUGUCCAACCAGCAGUUUGCAGGUGGCUGCGCCAAGGCGGCGGAGGAGGCGCACGAGGAGCCGCCGGAGCACCCAGCGGAGCCGCAGCUUCUGCACGGGGCCGGCAUCUGUAAGUGGUUCAACGUGCGCAUGGGGUUCGGCUUCCUGUCCAUGACCGCCCGCGCCGGGGUCGCGCUCGACCCGCCGGUGGACGUCUUCGUGCACCAGAGUAAGCUGCACAUGGAGGGCUUCCGGAGCCUGAAGGAGGGUGAAGCAGUAGAAUUCACCUUUAAGAAGUCUGCCAAGGGCCUGGAAUCUAUCCGUGUCACCGGACCUGGUGGAGUGUUCUGCAUCGGGAGCGAGAGACGGCCAAAGGGGAAGAACAUGCAGAAGCGCAGGUCCAAAGGAGACAGGUGCUAUAACUGUGGAGGCCUAGACCAUCACGCCAAGGAAUGCAAGCUGCCACCCCAGCCCAAGAAGUGCCACUUCUGCCAGAGCAUCAGCCAUAUGGUGGCCUCGUGUCCUCUGAAGGCCCAGCAGGCCCCCAGCUCACAGGGAAAGCCCCCCUACUUUCGGGAGGAAGAAGAAGAGACCCACAGCCCAGCCCUGCUCCCUGAGGCCCAGAAUUGAGUCACCGGGGGUGGGGGCUCUCCUUCUGCUAUCAGGAAGUUUUGAGGAGCAAGCACCAAUUGGCAGAGUGGAGACGUGGGGACAGGGUGGGCUGGGGGUGGCUGGCACUGCCACGAAUCUCAGGUGGGGGUUCACAGCAUCACCCCUUCUCCCCUCUGGGUAGGGGGGGAGCGGUGAGGCUAAGAACUCCAGCCGUGCUCUAUCCAAAUGCAAGGAAGGGCUUUUGGGUGAAAUCACUCUAGAACCUGCAUGCUUGAUCCGAGGCUCCGCUCCCAGAGUCUUCGGCUUUUGAAAGUGGCCUGGAUAGGAAAGUUACUUUUCUCCCAAAGACAGACAUGCCAUCUCCCGGGCCAGCAUGAAGCAUCUCGGCACAGGGACAGUGGAAUAAAGGACCCAGCCCCACAAGCCGCUCUAUUCUGUGGGAGGGAAUCUUGGAAGUAAGGCAGGGUUCUUUUCACAUGUCGUUUCCUCAUACCCUGCUCUAGGGACAGAGCUGGGAACUGUCCCAACCUGUGGGUUUUGUGAUGACAGACAGAGGAAGUGGGGGGUCAGCUGCAGCCCUGCUGCCCCUACACUCACCCCCACCCCGUGCCGGCCAAUGUGAUUUUAUUUAUUUGCUCCCUUGGCUAACUGCACCUUGGGUCCCACCUUCUCCAGGAUGCCAACUGCACUAGCUGUGUGCGAACGACGUAUCUUGUGCAUUUAAACUUUUUUUUUCUUAAUAUAAAUAUGCUGGUUUUGUAUUUUUGUAUAUUUUAAUCUAAGGCCCUCAUUCCUGCACUGUGUUCUCAGGUACAUGAGCAAUCUCAGGGAUUAGUCAGCAGCAGCUCCAGGUCUGCACAGCAGGAGUGCUUUUUGUUGUCUUUUAUCACCGUGGAUAUUGAACUACCUCAUUUUUGCCAAUUAGAGCCGGCUUUUCUGCCAUAGUGUCCUCUUGAAACCCCCUCUACCUCGACCUGUCUCCCCGGAGACUAGGUUCAACUGGGCUGCGCUGUGACUCGAUCUCCUUCUGCUGGGAAAUUGGAAAUUGGUUCGUCUAAACAGGAAA